Molecule: messenger RNA, 2636 nt
Organism: Impatiens glandulifera
Lineage: Eukaryota; Viridiplantae; Streptophyta; Magnoliopsida; Ericales; Balsaminaceae
Product: pentatricopeptide repeat-containing protein At4g01570
Exons: 1
Coding region: 132-2465 (777 amino acids)
Molecular function (GO): protein binding
Source: RefSeq, a predicted model, not a curated record
UUCAACAUAUUUUCUUCCCUGCUAAAAUUCAUAUGAAGAUCUGGGUUAUUGAUGUUAAAGUGUCUUGUUUCAGGAUCAUGAGAGUUUUGUAGUCAAAUCUAUGAUAAAGGUAUCUUCUUUCUGUUUCUGAAAUGAUUAUAUUGCACCAUGGAAGAGAAGGGACGAAAACAAGAACAAUUCUCUCCUAUGUUUCUUUCAUAUUAUCUAGAAACAUAUCUACCAUGAAUCCUCAUCCUAUCAAAACUCCUAUUAAUGUCGCUUCUCAUCUUGGCAACUCCUUGGUUGUGGCAUUUGUUGUCAAAGCUCUGUGUAGAAACGGAGGAGUGCGUAAUCUUGAAAGAGAAGAAAUUCCAAUCUCUGAGGAUCUUGUUCUCCAAAUUCUUCAAAGAAAUACUCUUGACAUUGAAAAGAAGGUGAAUUUCUUCAAAUGGUGUACACUCAGGCCUAAUUACAAACACUCAUCCACAACUUACAAACUGAUGCUCAAUUCAAUCUCUAGAUUCCGUGUACAUCAUCAAGAUAUCUUUGAUAUUCUAACAUCUAUGAAGCGAGAUGGGUAUGAUCUUGAUCAUCCAACCUUUAAAUUGCUUUUGAAUGCUUUUCUAAAAUCAGAUAGAUUUGAUUCAGCCUUAGAAAUUUUAGACCAUGUUGAAGAAGAUUUUGGAAAAGUUACUGCCUCUUUCAAUCCUGAACAUUAUAGUUUCGUUCUUGUCGCCUUUAUACGUAAAGGGCAGGUUAACUCUGCAUUAUCUAUCUUCUUUAAGUUUCAAGAUAAAUUGCCCGAUGCUAUUGUUUGCAAUGAAUUACUUGUUGCACUUAGAAAGGCUAACAUGAAGAAGGAAUUCAUCCAAGUUCUUGAUAAAUUAAGAAAUAAUAAAGAGUUUGGAUUGGAUUUGUGGGGAUAUAAUAUAUGUAUCCAUGCUUUUGGUUGUUGUUGGGGUGAUCUUGGUAUGUCACUAACCCUCUUUAAAGAAAUGAAGGAUAAGAGUAAUAAUUCAAUUGCUCCUGAUUUGUGUACAUAUAAUAGUCUCAUUCACGCUCUUUGUCUUUCUCGUAAAGUUGAAGAUGCAAUCAUUGUUUGGGAAGAACUUAAGGAAUCAGGUCACGAACCUGAUAAUUACACCUACCGAACUUUAAUUCAAGGCUGUUGUAAAUCCUAUAGAAUCGAAGAUGCUUCGAAGAUAUUUAGUGAGAUGCAUAAUAAUGGACUGCGUCCCGAUACAGUGAUUUAUAACUCUUUGUUAGACGGGUUGUUUAAGGCAAAGAGGGUUACGGAUGCAUGCGAUGUGUUUGAGAAAAUGAUUGAGGAAGGCGUGAGGGCAUCUUGUUGGACUUACAAUAUUUUGAUCGAUGGAUUGAUAAAGAAUGGAAGGGGUGUGGCUGCUUACACGAUGUUUUGUGAUUUGAAGAAGAAAGGGUCGUUUGUUGAUGGGGUGACUUAUAGCAUCUUGAUAUUACAGUUUUGUAAGGAAGGUCAAAUAGAGGAAGCGUUGAAGCUGACAGAUGAAAUGGAACAGAGAGGUUUCGUUGUUGAUUUGGUCACAAUUACGUCGCUUUUAAUUGAGCUAGUUAGGGAAGGAAGGUGGGAUUUGAUGAAGAGGCUGUUGAAGCAUGUUCGAGAUGAGAAUAUGUUGCCUUCGUUUUUGAAAUGGAAAACUAACAUAGAUGCUUUGAUGAAGAGUUCUAGGAUCAAAAGGAUGGAUUUAACAUCGUUAUUUUCAUCUGAAAAUGGUUUAGCUCCUUACUUAAGUUCUUCAAAUGAACCGCCUUCGGCGGUUGUUGAUGAAGAGGUGAAUCCUUGGUCGCCAUCCCCACACAUGGACCGUAUAUCGAACAACUAUUGUUCUAAUCUUACGAGAGGCAAACGAGUUCAACCUAAACACGAAGACUCUUUUGACACAGAUAUGGUCAACACAUACUUGUCCGUAUUCCUAGCCAAGGGCAACUUGAGUUUAGCGUGCAAAUUGUUUGAGACGUUUACUGACAUGGGUUUAAACCCAAUCGGCUACACUUACAAUUCCUUUAUGUCAGCUUUCGUGAAGAAAGGAUAUUUCGACGAGGCUUGGGGCGUGCUUCACGAGAUGGGUCAGAAAUUAUGCCCUGCAGAUAUAGCAACCUAUAACGUGAUUAUCCACGGUUUGGGAAAGAUGGGGAGAGCCGAUCUAGCGUGUGUGGUUCUCGAUACAUUGACGAAACAAGGUGGUCAUCUCGAUGUGGUCAUGUAUAACACAUUGAUUAAUGCUUUAGGAAAGUGUGGGAAGUUAGACGAAGCGAAUAAACUUUUUGAGCAGAUGAAAUCUAGCGGGAUAAAUCCAGAUUUGGUAACUUUUAACACGAUGAUUGACAUUUAUGGAAAGUCUGAUCGGGUGCAAGACGCUCAUAGGUAUUUGAAGAUGAUGUUGGACGCCGGGUACUCGCCGAAUCAUGUUACUGAUACCAUCUUACAAUCUUUGGAGAAGAAAUAGUGAAUUUUUUAUAUAUAUUUUUAGUUAGGAUGUUAGUUUUAUAAGUUGAAUGUUUUUUUAGGACCCAAUAGCUUCAACUUUAAUCUAUGUGAAGUCUCUUUGGGUUUUAGUUUAGUUAAAUGAUGAAAGACUCAACUAUUAUUAUAAUUAUAUGGUUUGGGUUUUAGUUUA